This is a messenger RNA of Alternaria alternata, 772 nucleotides long. RefSeq lists its product as hypothetical. The transcript has 2 exons. The record is from RefSeq and is a predicted model, not a curated record. Bases 100 to 561 code for a protein of 153 amino acids. NCBI's taxonomy places the organism in Eukaryota, Fungi, Ascomycota, Dothideomycetes, Pleosporales, Pleosporaceae.
AGUCAACCUCAACCUCGACCUCACUCCACGUCCCGUCCUCCAACACCCCAAACAUAAUAUCCCCUCUACUCCCCAACAACACCCUCUACUUAAUACAAAAUGGACAACCGCGCAAUACGUCUCCCACCAACAACCCGGCGCAACAUCUUCGCCUCGCACACCGCCCAAAACCCAGACCAGCGACAACAACCACAACACGCACCCGUACGUCGCCAAAACGGCGCCGCACCCUCGAUCCGCCCCGACAGCCGCGAAAUAGAAGCCGACAUCUUCAGUUCCUCCGCCGACGAAGAUUUCGUCGAGCGCGACGCCCUAGGCGAAUACAUAGUCAAGGCGCCAACGCCCGUGUACCGCGACAUGGGCGUCGGCAGCGAAGAGGACGACGAGACUGAGCAGGAGAAUCAAGUCAUCAAUCUCUACGGCAAGACGAAUGCGCAGUGGGAUAUGGAGGCUGUGGAAGAGGAGAUUCGGGCUGCGCUGAAGAGUAGCUUGAAGAAGAAGGUUGGCAGUUUGGAGGAUGAUAGGUGGAUGUUUGAGGGGGAGGGGGAGGGGAGGAAGUAGAUUCUGUGGUGUCUUGUUGGACGUGGAUGAGCGUAAUGGAAUGACGCAUUUAAUCGUAUGAUACCCCUGUAUACAUAGUUCGUUUCUGGGAAUUGAGGCAUGACUUUGUGAAUACGGUUGGGUAUGAGCUCUAAUGAUAUGAUCAGGGUGGGCCGCGCAUGUCGUCGUGAUACUUUUGUGUUGGAUUUAACGUUGAAAAGUGAUAUGUUGC